This is a messenger RNA of Lactuca sativa (garden lettuce), 1113 nucleotides long. NCBI's taxonomy places the organism in Eukaryota, Viridiplantae, Streptophyta, Magnoliopsida, Asterales, Asteraceae. The record is from RefSeq and is a predicted model, not a curated record.
AUGCUUCUAAAAUUUCAUAUCCUUUGUGUCACUGGCAACUCAAAGUCAAAUGUUUCAAAUUUACCAUUUGCUUUUCUUUUGCCAAAUAGAGAUGCAUUGUGUUUGGGAGAUAGACUCAUAGUGUAUCUUCCACGUUUUACAGAUAUAAAUUCUGAAGUUAGAAAAGUUUAUGCUCAGGGAGCUCGAUCUCGUGCAAACAUCAUAGCUAUACUUGACGAUGAUUUCGUAGAUCUAAAAAUCCUUUCCUACGAGGAAACUUAUACCUUCGAUGACAAUAGUAUCGAAGCUUUGAAUUCGUUUGGAACCUUUCCUGCCGAUACUGUUUUUAAACCUUUUGAUGUCAGGAUUCAACCAUAUUUUAUUUCUUCCAUUUGGGUCAUGCUGGCGGUUUGGAGGAUUCUUUAUUGGAUUGAUCGUCUGAAUUGUUCCAUGGACCUUAACAUUGGUUUAAACGUGUUAGCCUAUGUCUAUGAUCUUUCAACUUUCGGAAACUCUCGUUUCCUGUUGAAAGUUAAGACUGAAAAACCACCCCUUAUCUUGAAGUCCAAAAUCUCCACUGCAAAUCUGCCUCAUUACUAUCAUGAAAAUAUUUCAAUGACAUCGCUCUACAAACUCUAUGGUUGGGAAGUUCGUGGUUACCCUCAGAAAGUAUACGACGUUGUUCUCUUUAACAACAAGGUCGACAUGCUUACAACCAGAUGGAACGAACUCCACCCUUACAUCACUCAAUUUGUUCUUCUCGAAACGAAUUCCACCUUCACAAGCAUCCCCAAACCCCACUAUUUCGUAAUCAAUCGAGAAAAAUUCGAUUUAAUUGAACCUAGAUUAACCUACGGGACAAUCAGUGUACAAUUUAGAAAGGGGGAGAAUUCGUUUAUCGAAAAGGCGUGUCAACAAUUGGUGUUCGAUCAUCUUCUCAGAAUUGUUGGAAUUGAAGAUGGCGAUUUGCUAAUAAUGUCGGGUGUCGAUGAAAUCCUGAGUGCUCAUAUCAUCGAUCUUUUGAGAUGGUGCGACGGACCUCCGUCGGUGAUUCAUCUUAACUUGAACAACUAUGUGACAACCCGAAAAUCUUUAUCUUAUAAGUCCAUCCAAUCAACCAAGAGUCAGACUUAA